GAGCUCUCAUCCUUCAUAGAUAAAACAACUUGAAAACUGUUUAUUCAAAGAAUUUGUCCUACACCUGCUUUGAAUGGGGUUUAAAAGAAACACAGCCAUUUCUGUGUAAACAUUAACUGUAUAGCUGUCUCAGUCUACCAUAUAAAGCAUGUUUAUACAAGAUGUUACUUUAAAAUGAAGAAGCAGGAGGAGCGCUGGCUUUAAAAAGAAAUAUUUGUAUUGUGUUUAUUAUUCCUUUUGGUCACCGUGGGUUACAGGAUGGAAUGUACAACAUGAUUCUAUGCUCCUGCUUGUUUUCUAGUUGGGCUGCUCAGGUGUGUUGGAGGAAUAUCUGUCCAUGGAUUCAAAUACUUUACUUUCCUGUGUGAUUAGUGGUCCAGUCUGAUGAAGUGCUGUUAUCUGGUGCUUUAGCUCUAGUGACGAGACUCUUGACCUGCUGGAUCAGCUCCUUCCAGAUGCCCUUUGGCACAUAACGUGAUUUGAAGAUGCCAACCCCUUGGCAAAAAUGCUGCAAUAAAAAGUCCAGAACUGAGAAUGCCAAAGCUGAAAUGGACAAUAUGGCAGAGACAAGUGAAAAAAUGCAGAUGAAAAAAGAGAUCACAUUACUAAAUGGAGUUUCUUUAAUUGUAGGGAACAUGAUUGGCUCUGGUAUAUUUGUAUCACCCCGAGGUGUUUUAAUGUACAGUGCUUCCUAUGGACUCUCACUGAUCAUCUGGGCACUUGGUGGGAUUUUUUCCCUGUUUGGAGCUUUGUGUUACGUGGAACUGGGAACAUCCAUCAUAAAAUCUGGAGGCAGUUAUGCCUAUAUUCUGGAGGCAUUUGGGGCCUUUGUGGCCUUCAUCAGACUCUGGUCUUCCUUGCUAAUUAUCGAACCAACAACUCAGGCAGUGAUAGCAAUCACAUUUGCUAACUACAUUGUUCAGCCAAUUUUUCCCCACUGUGAGCCGCCGUAUGACGCAGUCAGGCUGAUUGCAGCUGCGUGUAUAUGUUCCUUAACAUUUAUUAACUGUGUUAAUGUAAAGUGGGGUACCCGUGUACAAGAUAUUUUCACAUAUGCCAAAGUCAUGGCUCUUAUCUUGGUGAUAUCUGUUGGCCUUUACAAAAUUGGCAAAGGGGAAACUGAAAACCUGAGAGCUCCGUUUGAGGGCUCAGCAACAAACCCAGGGAUGAUUGCCCUGGCUCUCUACUCUGCCCUCUUCUCCUACUCAGGAUGGGACACGCUCAACUAUGUCACCGAGGAAAUGCAGAAUCCUGAGAGGAACUUACCUCUUUCUAUUGCAAUUUCAAUGCCUAUUGUAGCUAUUAUCUACUUAUUGACUAAUAUAGCAUACUAUGUAGUGUUGGACAUGUCAGCUCUCCUCACAAGUGAUGCGGUGGCUGUGACAUUUGCAGGUGAAACCCUUAGUCAUGCCAAGUGGAUAAUUCCUAUAGCAGUGGCCAUGUCUUGCUAUAGUGGCUUAAACUCAUCAAUUAUUGCAGCAUCUCGGCUGUUCUAUGUUGGAGCCAGGGAAGGACACCUCCCUGUCAGUCUGAGCUUGAUUCACGUGAAGUGCUUCACACCGGUGCCUGCUCUCCUGUUCAACGGCUUAAUGACUUUACUUUAUCUCCUUGUGGAAGAUGUUUUCCUCCUUAUUAAUUACUACUGCUUCAACUAUUGGCUCUUUGUGGGUCUAUCUAUUGCAGGACUAAUCUAUCUGAGAUACACUCAGCCACAUAGACCUCGGCCUGUUAAACUUAGCCUCUUCUUCCCUAUAGUAUAUUGCUUAUGUUCCCUAUUCCUGAUUAUAGUGCCUCUCUACAGUGACACAAUCAAUUCCCUUAUUGGGGUUGGGAUUGCCCUCUCAGGCAUUCCUGCAUAUUAUUUGGGAGUCUAUCUGCCAGUUGAAAAACGACCUAAAUGUCUACUUUGGCUCUCUGCUACAACAACGAAGUAUGUUCAGAUGCUCUUCUACUGUGCUCUGUCAGACCUGGACAUAGAUGUGGAACCCACAGCAGCCAAGAGUAAAUAGAGUUGCCUCAACAUUGAGAAUUGUGCCUUGACAUCUCCUGUCUGGAACAAUUUUUAUCAUCUGAAGUUCUCCCCACAUGCUCAGUCAUACUAGAGUACCAACCACUGUACUGUGCAUCAGUUUGAUGUCAGUUAAGUUGUGAUGGUUUUAUAAAACACUCUGUUUUCCAGGAUUUCUUUUUAAAAUUCCGUUUGUUAAUAUUGAGUUAUCAUGUAACAUGUUGAAACUAUAAAGCACUUUGUUGGAAAGGAUGAAAGUUUGACAAGAAAGUUUCACAGAUAUGUGUGCUUGGCAGAAAGCUCUUUGAAUGUAGGAUCUGAGAAUGAAAUAGACAUGGAAGCAAGUUUUGAUAUAGAACAAUACAUGUCUAAAUUGACAACUGCUGAGCCAGUCAUGACUGGACAACUAAGAAAGCAAAGGUUAAGUCGUGUUGCUAGGGUGUUUUAUGACUAGAGCAAAGGAUAUGUUGACCACAAACAAAAAGAUAUUUUUACCAAGCAGAAAUAGGUCUUAGGAGAAGCAGAAACAGGCAAACAAGCAUGCCAAUGUGGCAAGUUGGAAAAACGUCUAAGAAUUUUUUGCUGCAAGAAAACUGAAAAACAACUUUAAGCUUAAACUGUAACAUAUUAACUCAUGUGAUUGGAUAGUAUUGACCAUAAUAUGGUAAUGAUAGUAGUUAUGAUAGGCUAUAGGUAAUAGUAAAGGUAUUAAUUGGUUAUGUAUUAAGAUGCUCAGCAAAGAAAAUAUAUAAUGCAAUAUAACCAAAACUAAAGGGUCUUCAGUCUUGUCUGUAGCUGAAACUGACAGCUGUAGGCAUGGCUCUGUCGCCCACAACCCAAGACUGCUUUAAAAUCUUGUGUACAAUAAACAGCAUUUUGAAGAGCCGCCUGGAGUCCUGCAUCUCUCAUCUCAGGCUUUUACUAAUGGCGCCCACAUUUUAGUAGGCAAACUCGGACUUUUAGCAGUAAGAGACCUCCUGGUGAACUCAGAAGGAAGAGCCCACAAGGAGGAACAGGCACCUGAAAGGAAGGUGACCGGAGGCCGGACAGACGUUGCUGCAGGACAGUACCUGGAUUGGAGCUCAACGUAAGCAAGGAGGACAGCAGGUGAGCACUGGGGAAUCAAUGGGGCAGAAUGUGUCUGCCAAUCAGAGACAUGUGUAUCAGCAUUUAAAAUCUCUAAUUAA
This is a messenger RNA of Zonotrichia albicollis (white-throated sparrow), 3195 nucleotides long. RefSeq names its product Y+L amino acid transporter 2. Gene Ontology annotation, cellular component: membrane. Gene Ontology annotation, molecular function: L-amino acid transmembrane transporter activity. The record is from RefSeq and is a predicted model, not a curated record. Gene Ontology annotation, biological process: amino acid transmembrane transport. Lineage: Eukaryota; Metazoa; Chordata; Aves; Passeriformes; Passerellidae.